AGUCACCUGGGAGAGGUUUCAGCAGUACGGAAAACGGAUGGAUGGCUGUCAAGGACUGAUCGAGACAAGAAACGAGCGCUGCGGCACAAGAGUUUCCUUGCGUCUCCUUGCCCACUCGCACUCCAACUUCAAGUUGGAACUUCUUCCUUGGGCAACUUUUACCGCUCGUAACUAUGGCCGACAAGGUGGAGGACGUCAAAGCGUGCCAUGACGGCGAGGACCCGCUGGCCAACGGCUCGUCCCGCAGCGACGGCGGCUCGGCGGAGCCUCUCUCCCGGCGUGUGAUGCGGAUCGUGGAGGCCAACCUUCUGGUGAUCCUCACCGUAGCGGGCGUCAUCAUCGGCGUCUUCAUCGGGCUCGGCGUGCGUAACGUGGAGCUGUCCCGCACCCAAGUCAUCUACAUCGGCUUCCCCGGCGAGUUGCUCAUCCGCCUGCUCAAGAUGAUCAUCAUCCCCUUGGUGGUGUGCAGUCUGGUGACCGGGGCGGCCAGUAUCGACCCCAAAGCCCUGGGCAAGCUGGGCGGAUGGGCCAUGCUCUUCUUCCUGGUGACCACGUUGAUCGCCUCGGCCAUCGGGGUGGUGAUGGCCUUCAUCAUCAAACCGGGCUCGGUGACGCUGACCAAACCUCAAGUGGCGGGUUUCGAUGACGGCGUGCCCGAACCCAAAGAGGUCAUCGACUCCUUUUUAGACUUGAUCAGAAACAUCUUUCCCUCCAACUUGGUGUCUGCUGCCUUUCAGUCUUACGCAACAAGCUAUAAGCUGGUGAGCACAAAUGGCACAAAUGGAGUCCCCAACAUCACAGUGGAGAAGGUUCCCUUUGGAACCGACCAGGAUGGGAUGAAUAUUCUGGGCCUGGUGGUGUUCGCCAUCGUAUUCGGUGUGGCCUUGAGGAAGUUGGGGGAGGAAGGCGAGAUCUUGAUUAAGUUCUUCAACUCCUUCAAUGAAGCCACCAUGGUGUUGGUGUCUUGGAUUAUGUGGUAUGCCCCCUUUGGUAUUAUGUUCCUUGUUGCUGGAAAGAUUGUUGAGAUGGAGGACGUCGGCACGCUUUUCGCAAGCCUGGGAAAAUACAUAGCGUGCUGCAUUGUUGGGCACGCCAUCCACGGCCUCAUUGUGCUGCCUGCCAUCUACUUGAUCAUCACGAGGAAGAACCCGUACGCCUUCCUGUGGGGAAUAUUCACAGCUCUGGCCACAGCCUUUGGAACGGCCUCCAGCUCUGCCACGCUCCCCCUGAUGAUGAAGUGCGUGGAGGAAAAUAACGGCAUCUCCAAGCAAAUCAGCCGCUUCAUCCUUCCCAUUGGUGCCACGGUCAACAUGGAUGGAGCCGCGUGCUUUCAGUGCGUGGCUGCCGUUUUCAUCGCUCAGCUGAACGACUAUUCCCUCAACUUCAUCCAAAUCAUUACCAUCCUCGUGACUGCCACGGCUUCAAGUGUUGGUGCAGCAGGAAUACCCGCUGGUGGGGUGUUGACCCUCGCUAUCAUCCUGGAAGCAGUCAGUUUGCCCACCAACGAUAUCUCCCUCAUCUUGGCAGUUGACUGGCUGGUUGACCGUACAUGCACAGUACUGAACGUUGAGGGCGACGCCUUCGGAGCAGGACUCCUGCAGUUCUUCGUAGACCGCACAUCCAAACGAGAGGAAGGAGCGGAGCUGGGCGAGGUCAUACCCGUCACACCUGCCCCCGAAGACUCACCGCUCAUUGAGAUAAAAAGUGACGGACAGAGGGUCAACAACAAAAAUUCACACCGGGAUAAAGAAUCUGUCAUGUAAGCCAGUUGUGGACCUCACAUUUGAGCUAGUUAAAACAUUACCAUGGAAUCUGCAAGCAGACACUCUGGACCUCUCUCUUUCUCUUGCUACAUCCAAAAAUGGUUUGAGAAGCGAGGAUGUACUUGAUGCAGCACAACAACUGUUAAAAGUUUUUUUAUUUUUAAUAUUGUAGCAUUUGCUAUAUCAAAAUCCAUUCGUCAGUAUGAUUCAUAUAAAUAUGUGAAUGUAGAAGCUCAAUGAUUGCCUAAAAGAUAUGUUUCAAACUAUAGUAAUUUAUUGGAGGUCAAGUAGGAGUAGGUGCCUAUUUUGCGUAUGUACUCUACUUUGCUGUUGGUCACUGGCCCUGUACGAGAUAAACGGUGAUUGUCAUAAAUUUUUAAUUGAUACUAACAGAAAGGUUGAUGGCAAUUGAGCAUUGGGAAACUGCUUGUUUGUUUGCCAAACGUUUUCAUCUCGAACUGGUGCCUUUCAAAACUAUUCAAUGUUUUGUGUAUAUCGUCGGUGCUUUGGUGGUUAUGUGGUCUGCAAUACAGAUUUUCCCCAUGUUUCACUCAUAACAUUGGGAAUAUCUGUCCCUUGGAGUGAGUUUGCAGAUUUUAGCCUCACUAAACACCCCCAUGUGUACAGUGCUAAACUAGCAUCAGCACUGCAUACCAGUCAACCUUAGCUAACCACGACUGCUACAUUGGAAGAAACUUAUUUGUAAUAGUGUUCCUAUAACACUAGUUUUAUGGGUUUGAAUUUUUACUUUUUUGGAAUGUAUAAUUAAAAACAAAUAAGGUGAUAAAUUUACAGUGCUAAGCUAGCAUUAACACUGGAAAACAGCCAACAAUACCUAGCCACAGCUGCUACGUUGGUAGGAGGAAUUUAUAUUGUUACUAUAACACGAAAUUUUGUUUUGACAUUUUCUUUUUUUGUCAAUUAAAAAUGAAAUGGACGUGAUAAAGGUACCUCCCUGUGGAGCAGACAUGUUGCUCAUUCUGCGUCACUUCUGAAUUCUCUCAGCUGCACGAGAGCCUUUGCUGCUUCUCUUCGCUGAUAUUAUGCCCAGCAAACGAGUGUUUUUCAGAGGUUGAUAUUCCAAAAUGUUCCAGAAAAGCUGCGGAACCCCAAGCUACCAGGGCAGUGGGAGGCUGGGGAGUGUGAGUGACCAGCCGUUAUUCCUCCUAAAAAAAAAAAAAUAUCCUGCAAGCUCCCCUUUAAUGGUUGACAUUUGCCUCGUUGGAAUGGUGGAUAGAUUGUUUUAAUAGGAUGGGGAGAUUUCUGAAUGUACUGAACUCUUUUUUUCAUGCAAUACUGGAGGUCUCUGUGGACAUAGGCCAUAGUCCACGUCACGUUAAAAUCAAGUUUUAAAACGAGAAAAGAGUGUCUUAGCUUACUUACUGCAUACCCCAACAAGGAUAUUCAUUGAUAAUUGCAAGUCUCGUUCCCCAAACCAGAUGUCUGUCAUAGUACCAAGACAAACCAGUGGGUGGCAGCACGGUGCAACAGGGCAUCCAGAUCGAUAAUAAAAAUACAAAAAAGAAGCUGGGCUAAUUCUUAAAGCGAACUUCAGGUCACUUUCUAAUUGGCGGUCGUUCUGUUUCACUUGACAACUAAGGAUUAUGUGGCCCUACAAUCUUUGUGUUAACCACACACAGAAACAAUUGUAUUUUUAAAUUGACCAUUGUCUGUCCCCUUUUCUGAGGAAAAAAACCCCACUCAAAACAUACCCCCACACCACAAGAAAAUCGCUCAGGGUAAUAUCCGUUAAUCAGGCCCUUGCUGACAUUGAUCGGAAGGUAAAAAUGAUUACAUUUGGCCCGAUUAUCGGUAUGUGGGCACUGCUCAAAAUGAGUAAGAGUGAAUCAACAGCACCCCUGUUGGAAUAGCACACUACAUUUUUUUCUCGAUGGAGUCACUGCGAUGUAUGCCUCAGUUUUGGUUUUCUGCCCUUACGUUUCCUCAUGGACAACAAAAGGGAACAAUAACUAACACUAUUUGUAUAUGUGCUAAUGUACCAAAGCCAAAAAUGCAGAUUUUUUUGUUUCUCCUUAAGAGCAAAAAUCCCAUUGACCCCAUAGGGGAGAUUUGGUUUGUUUAUUUUUGUAACCCAAAUGAAUGCAUUUGCUUUGUUUAUUGAGUUUUUUUUAGCCCAAAGAAAGCACAAAUGCUUGGCGAUCCAACAAGCAGUGUUGUAACUACCGGCACACGUCCGACAUGCACCGACUCACGACAUAUCCAGUGAGUGUGAAAGGCUAAACAGUAAGGUUUUUGUGCGACGUUAUCUUUAAUCACAUAUGCAGAGACUUGUCAUAUAUGUAUGUGUAUUAUGUUCUCUUGUCAAGGACCCAUGUGGUGCUUCCACUUGGUUGCAGGUCUUUGAUCCCUCCAUUUUGUGGUCUAAAAUACAAACAACUUUCUGUGGUUAUCUUUUAAAAUUGGAGAUGUCACGCUAAUAACCAAAUAAACUCCCAGAUUUCCAUCUGUUAACUAUGUUAUAUUUAAGACUGUAAAACGUUGGUACGAAUGUGUACACUGGUUGCCGUAAACAAUAGGAUAUUACGCUGUGUAUUUUAAGUCUUCAGUUUUAAGCAAAUGUUUUUUCAUAAUUUAGUAAUGUUGUGAACCAUCAUUUUUACAGGGGCUGUUUAUCUGUAAGUUUGUUCAUCCAUUUUGGAAAAGCCCCCAGAGGUAUUCUUGCCGAGUCUUAUAUUGUCAGAAGCACUCUGCUAAAUGGGAAACUGUCCGAACACUGCUGUUUAUACAUUGGGCAAUGAUAGGAAUGGGAUCAGAUAUAUACAGUGUGCUGCAUAGACAGGUGCAAAGCUACUUAAUGGAAUUAGGACGCUUCCCUCAAUGGCCUGACACGUGUGCUACUUGGCAGUGUCAAAAUACUACACUAAACUAUACCAUAUCCAGUUCUUCCAUAGUUCACUACUCCAUACUAGUUUUGAGUCCAGAAGGAAAAGGCCCAAUCAUAGAUGUAUUGCGUCACCUAGUGUUCAGCAAGUUGAACCACCAUCAUACAGUACAGUAGAUUAUUUAUUUAUAAUGAUGGAGUUCUCACAACCACAAUAUGCGAUCAUUGCCAAGUAUGGUGUGCUUAAUUUCCCCAUACAAGCGCUCCAAACUCCCAAACAAUAUCAAAGACAUCUAAGUUCACCUCGUGGAAGCCCAACAAUACACUAACAUACAUUCAAGUGUGCAACAAUUGUAUGCUUAACAAAAUCAGUGUAAAACAACGCAACAGGGCAGAAUAAAUUCACAAAACCAUAAAUACUGUACAGUAGUCAAAUCCAUCUGGUGAUAAUGUACACAGUAAUUUUUACACUUGUGCAGUACAAUGUACACAUUUAGAACACAUAUUGCAAACAAUGUAUCAUUAAGUAUGGAGAUUUGUCUGCUUUUGGUCACCUAUGGAAUCGUGGCCAAAGGUAAAAAAAAAAAAAGGACCAAACGUGCCACUAUCACACUAUAUAUACAAAGGUAUUAGGUGUCAAGUGGGCUGAAGCCUAAUGCAAAUAUACUCUCACAAUUUGGCCCGGUCCAGUCUUUUCUUGGCAGGGUUGGGGUACUGAGGGUUCUCAACAACCCCCUCUCCGAAUUUGAGCUCCAAGAAGGCGCGGUGGUUAUUCGGGCCAUAGGCAUUGAUGCCAGCGAAGAGCAUGGGCAUGAGCGGCUGCAGAAAGUGCUCGGGAAACUCCACGUCCUGCUUGUGCUCGGUCCAUGUGUCUUUAGUCAUGAUGCCGUUGCGGGGGUAGAACGGCCACAGGUCCACGUGCAGGUGGUUGGCCUCGCUGUACUGCACCCUGUAGAAGUCGCCCUCCACCGCGCGUUCCCACACAUAGCCGUUGGCAUCUACCAGCGAGCCCGAGUCCAGGUUCUUCAAGUGAUCACAGUUGGGUACGUCCUCCAGGUAGAUUCCCAGGUCCACGUCAUAAUCCCACGGGAUGAUGUCUUGGUGGCGGACGGCGCCGAGCAAUGUCCCGCCUUCGAGCCAAUAGCGCACCCCGUAGCUCUCUAGGAUGUUAAUGACAUAUUUGGUGGUUUCUCGGAGUGCGCGCAGACAACACGGUGGCGUCCAGCGAUCCAGAUAGAGGUAGUCCGGCGUGUUGUCCUGCACCGUGCCGAAGCAGCGAGGUGUCUCCUUGCUACAGCCGUGCCACUGCUCCUUCCCAUCCGGCAGCAGGAUACGCUUCAGACCGAAGCUCUUCAUCAGCUUCCCCGUGGACUCCUUCAGGCGAGUGUCCGCCUUCCACUGGUUGUGAGCUGAGCUGAAGAGGGGACGG
Messenger RNA from Phycodurus eques (leafy seadragon), 6034 nucleotides. RefSeq names its product solute carrier family 1 member 5 (gene slc1a5). Gene Ontology annotation, molecular function: symporter activity; neutral L-amino acid transmembrane transporter activity; L-aspartate transmembrane transporter activity. Gene Ontology annotation, cellular component: plasma membrane. The transcript is spliced from 9 exons. Bases 174 to 1763 code for a protein of 529 amino acids. Lineage: Eukaryota; Metazoa; Chordata; Actinopteri; Syngnathiformes; Syngnathidae. Gene Ontology annotation, biological process: L-aspartate import across plasma membrane. The record is from RefSeq and is a predicted model, not a curated record.